Molecule: messenger RNA, 4703 nt
Organism: Engraulis encrasicolus (European anchovy)
Lineage: Eukaryota; Metazoa; Chordata; Actinopteri; Clupeiformes; Engraulidae
Exons: 20
Coding region: 205-4437 (1410 amino acids)
Biological process (GO): protein desumoylation; proteolysis
Cellular component (GO): cytoplasm; nucleus
Molecular function (GO): SUMO-specific endopeptidase activity
Source: RefSeq, a predicted model, not a curated record
CUGGAUGUAUUGACAACAACAUUCUUGUGUGUGUUUCGUGGAAUAAACAGAACAAGUUUAGCCUCUGCACUGAUCUGUUUAUCUUUCUAAAGCGCCUUUUAGAACGCGAAAUACUGGGCUUGCAAAUAGGUCUCAAGCGAGAUUAUCUCUGCGCUGAUCAUGUUUUGAAUUUUCUGCGUCCGUAACGUCCACUUCUUUGAGGUGAUGGCUGAUAGUGUUCCGCUGUCGUGUGUGAUGUUGGACAGGAGGAAACUCCUCAGCCUCUCUCCCACCAAGAUGUCAAGCUCCACUCCCCAGGUGCACUGGACCCAGUUUGCCUCCUCCUCCACUAAGUCGAAGCUGCAGCCGAAUGGCACUUCCUCCGCCAAUCACACACAGGCUCCUGGGCCAGGGGGCGGUCUCAGAGAGCUGCGGCUGGUCCUGACAGACGUCCUGACAACAGAAAUCGGCCGUCGCUACGUGGGCGCCAGGGGGCGCAGUGAACCCAAACCUGGCCAAUCGGAGCGAGGCAGGCGGCCGGAGAGCCAAUCGGAGCGCGAAGGCAGGCGGUCAAGAAGCCAGACCCCACAGCGGCAGCCCAAACAGGCCGAUGUGCGCAAGUGGAUCGUCAACCCCGACCCAGACCCACACUCAGAGAUCGCAACCAAAGCCCCUCACCCCUCGCUCGCACAGACCAGGCCAGCCGAGCACCGCACGCACGAUCGCUCCCAGCAGCAGCCCAAAGCAGCAGAUUCGCUGCUCCUGAAAGCCAAACAUGCCCCUCAGAAGACGCCCAAGGACACACGCGGCCAGCUCGGAGCCAAUUCGCCACACACACCAAGUCGCCGGCCUGGGAGGCCAAAACUCGCACACACUCGUGAAGACACACAGCCGAAACACACUCAUGGCACACAGCCAAAGCACAGACACACUCACUCUCUCGAGACGCACGCUAGACAUAAACCAGCAGCAGGUGCACACAGCGCAUACACCUCACCAAAACCUCUCUCCUCCUCCUCCUCCUCCUCCUCCUCCUCCUACUCACGACUCAAAGCCGACACCCCAAGGCCCCCUUCCUACUCCCCCGGUACCCGCCACUCAGACACCCCCAGACCUCCCAUCUCUGGCUCUGGCUUCAAAUUCAGCUCCAGGGGCAGAAGGCCCGGCGGCCUCCCCCACCAGGCGAGCCCCAAAUUGGGUCGACCCCGCAGCACCCACCCCCAGACCCCGCUGCAGCAAGGCCAGCCCCCCUGGGCUGCCUCCAAACGGGGCAGGUUCAGCGUGGGAGGUGGGAGGGGGUCCUCCUCCUCUCCCAGGGUGGCCGGUACCCUCAGCGUACCCCCGCCUCCCCUCUCCUCGCGUGGGGCUCGGCCGCCCACCGUGCCCCCCCCUGCCCUGUCCUCCAUGUCCGGGGCCCAGAGCCCUGGCGUAGCCUCACUUCGCCUCUCCUUCCCUGGGGACGGUGGCCCCGCAGUGCCCCCUCCCCACCUCUCGUCCCCUGGAGCUCCAGGUCCUCCGGUGGUCUCCAUGGCUGGCGAGGGAGAGGGAGAAGGGGAAGUGGAGCUGGAGCUGGAGCUGGACUUCGACCCCCCCAACUUGAUCUGUCUCGGGGAAGAAGAAAGUGAAAGCGACCUGCCCGCCUUAUUCUGUCCUGGGGAGGGCGAAUCGGACUCGGGAGAGGGAGAGGUGGAUGGUGUGGAGGCCAAUGCGGAGCGUGAUCUGGAGGAGGGGGUGUGCCGGGUGAUCGUGGGGGGGCCCGGGGAGCACCUUGGUCUGGGUCUGACCCCCCCCUCUCCACCUGCCUCAGCGGAGAGACACGCACACCUGACGCAGGACACGCGCACACACGGCACUCGGAUACGGGACACAGCGGACACACAGCUGCAACAGGCUGUGAUGCGGAAGAGGCAGACCAGAGUGAACGGCGGAGAGGAGAGGAAUGGCGUGAUGAGGAGGCGGAGAGCCAGCGCGAUGGAGGGAGGGGAGUGGAGCUGUAGUAGCGUGGAGAGGACGGAUGGAGGGACGAGGAUGGAGGAGAGUGUAAGGAGGACGAGUGUUCUGCGUCUCUCGGGAGACCUGGCCGAGAAGCAGGAGCCAAUCAAGCGCCUCCGUCUAGCCAGCCCGGCUCACGACCGGCCAAUGGCGGCAGCAGAGGGACGGGACUUGGUGCGGACCUCCUCUCGAACCAGCCAAUCGGAGCCCAUUGUGUUGUCGAGUGAGGAGGAGGAGGAGGAGUGUGAUGAUGAAGACGAUGGUGGUGAUGAAGAUGGAGAGGCGAGUGCUGCUGCUGUGAACGGAGCUGAGGAUGCUGAUGCUGAUACUGGUACCCAUGGCAACGAGGCUGAUGAAGAUGACCAUGAUGCUGCUGCUGUUGGUGUCCACGGCGACGACGACGACGAUGGUGAUGAAGAGGAUGCUGAUGAAGAUUAUACUGAUGAAGAUGAUGCUGAUGCCCAUGGCCAUGAUGGUGAUGAAGAUGAAGACACUGCUGCUGUUGCCGAUAGCGAUGGAGUGGAUGCUGAAGAAGGUGGUCAUGGCGAUGGUGAAGAUGAUGCUGAUGGUGAUGAAGAGGCCACAGCUGAGGUUGAUGGUGGUGUGGGUGAGGAAGAGGAGGAGACCCACACACAGCACCAAAGCCCACACACACACAUCAUGGACAUGCUGCCGCAGGACUCUCACCUGCCCUCCAUUGAGCUGCCAUUCUACACGCUGCACGUAGGAGGACUCACCGCCCAAUCCAGCGGAAAACUGGAGAUCUCGGAUGACCUUAUCAGCAUCCCUCUGCAAGACUCCAUGGGCAAGAAGUGCUCGUUUGCCAUGGCGACGCCUAAGCUGCGUGCUUACAGCCUAUUGGAUGCCGCUGAGCUGCAGGAGCUCGGUGCCGGCGGAUUGGCUGAGCAGCAGGAGCUCGAGCCCAGCGGAUUGGCUGAGCCGCAGGCCGAAAGCCCGCCCACCUCUGUGCUCCUCCUAUGGUUGUGCGAGGCACAGGCCCAGCAAUUGCACGAGGACCUGUCAAUCUUCCAACCUGAGAGUCCCCCAGUGGACGCAAGUGCGGGUGUGAGCGUGUGUGUGUGCGUGGUGCUGCAGGAGUGUGUGUUGCGUGUGGAGCAGGCUCUGCUGGCCUCGGUCAUGGACAUCGUGGGACUGCGGCACCACAACGCGCAGCUGCUGUCGCCCCUCCCACCGGCCCGCGCCCUCCAGGCCCUGCACGCCGCCCGAGACACGCACACACUCCGCCUGCUGCGCCUCCAGCACACGCUCCCCGACACACACACGGACACGGACGCCAAGACGCUCACACACACGCACGCCAAAACGCCGCCGCCCUCCAGCCCUGCUGCUCCUGCCACACAGGAGGAGCCAGAGUCCAUCUACAGUGUUGAACACAGUCUUCAUGAAGGACGCUACUCUGUCCGGCAGGCCAAACCCGCUCCAGAGUGGCUCCCCUACAAACACCACGGACCAGCACGCAGGUUAAUCCAGUUCCCCCCUCCCCCCUGCAAAGGUGCCCUCACCGUGACAACAGAAGAUUUGGAAUGUCUGGACAGUGGCCAGUUCCUGAAUGAUGUCAUCAUCGACUUCUACCUCAAGUACCUCAUCGUGGAGAAGACUCCUAGCCAGCUGGCUGAGAGGUGUCACGUCUUCAGCAGUUUCUUCUACAAGCAGCUGACACGCAGAGACAACGCCAACGAGGACAGCACCAGCUCCACGGCUGAGCAGAGGCGUCACCAGCGUGUAAAGACGUGGACUCGGAAUGUUGACAUCUUCAGCAAAGACUUCCUCUUCAUACCUGUCAAUCAAGAGUCCCACUGGUACCUGGUGGUGGUCUGCUUCCCCGGCCUGGAGGAGCCCCAGCAUGUUGCCUUUGACGGCCCAGCCGUGGUGAGGGGUGCUGAGCAGGGCCACUCAGGCGAGUCCCAGGCUCCAGCCUCGGCCCCGGAGGCCAGCACAGACGCUCCUGCCUCGGCCGAAACUGACAAAGACACCAGUGCUGCAGUGCAGUUAACUAGUUUAUCUCCUCCAGACUGCACUGAACAGACAUGCACAAAAUCAACUGUUUGUAAAAGGCCUUGUAUCCUGAUUAUGGAUUCCCUGAAGUUGUCUAUCCAUAAGCGAGUAGUGAAGCUACUGAGAGAAUAUCUGCAGGUGGAGUGGCAAGUUAGGAGGGGCUCCAGUGGCGUCUUCAACUGGGAGACUAUGGAGAGCUCCAGCUGCACGCUGCCCCUACAGGACAACAGCAGCGACUGCGGGCUCUACCUGCUACACUACGCAGAGACCUUCCUUAAGGAUCCCGUGGUGCACUUUGAGCUGCCUCUCUCUCUGGAGAACUGGUUUCCACGGCAACAGGUGAGAAGGAAACGCGACCAGAUUCGCAACCUGGUGCUGCACCUCUGUCGCUUCCAGCAGCCAGGAGUCAUGGGAAAAGCAGUCCAACAGCCGAGCAUCAUGGGAAACUAACAGCCGAGCACCAUGGGAAACAAAGUCCAGCAGCCGAGCAACAUGGGAAACGCAGGCCAGCAGCUGAGCAUCAUGGGAAACGCAGUCCAGUGGGUGUUGAGGGCAGAAGGACAGCUCCAGCUGCUUGCGUAGCUUCAUGCUACACCCACAGUGCAAAAUCCCCCCCCCUCACCCAGAACACCUACCGGGGCUACAUGCUAACACCCAAAACACACACACACACACACGCACACACACACACACACACACACACACACACACACGCG